Menidia menidia (Atlantic silverside) is the source of this 2364-nucleotide messenger RNA. NCBI's taxonomy places the organism in Eukaryota, Metazoa, Chordata, Actinopteri, Atheriniformes, Atherinopsidae. The record is from the annotation of a GenBank genome assembly.
AUGGUUAGAAGAUGCCUUGUAACGUUCAGACCUUUCAGGAUAUUUGUGGUCGGAGUAGGCUUCUUCAGCCUGUGUUUUCUAAUGACCUCUCUCGGGGGGAAGUUCUCCGCCAAGAGAUUAGGGGACUCUCCUUUCACCAUCCACACAGAAGGUGUGGAGUUGCGUGGUGUGCUUAAGAAGAUCACUGAAAUGUUGGAGACGAUUUUGAAAAGAAUGGACAGCUUAUCCAAACUUGAUAACACCACAGACACAAGGCAUCUUGACGAGCUCAGCUCUGCAAUCAACAGAUUUCAACAAUCCAGCCUGGUGGACAGGAUCCAAGCUAUAGCCCAGAAUGUUUCCAACAUGGCCAUCAGGGUGGAGCAAAUACUUCAAAACAGUAUGGUCCAAGGCAGAGUCGUGAGAGAUGGGACAUCAAGCCAGUGUGAAGUCCCAAAAGACAGACACUUUCCAGAGUGUUCUGGAAAAGUCGAUUGGAUGCGCGCACGGUGGACCUCAGAUCCUUGCUAUGCCUUCUAUGGUGUUGAUGGUUCUGAUUGCUCCAUCCUCAUCUACCUGAGUGAAGUGGAGUGGUUCUGUCCCCCACUGGCCUGGAGGAAUAACACAAACUUCCCCACCCAGAAUAAAGAGCAAGCAAAGUCCCCCAAGAGACAAGCUGCCUUCCGCACAGACCUUUCUGUACUGCUGGAUCAGAUCGGAGGAGGAAAAGAGUCUCUUAGCUUCAUGAAGCAUAGAAUCCGUCACUUCACAGAACAGUGGGUAACAGCUGCCAACCGCCUGGAUGAUAAACUAGGGCAUCAAUGGAGGGAUCAGAAGAAGAUCCUGGUUCAUGUGGGCUUUCUAACAGAGGAGUCUGGAGAUGUUUUCAGUCCAAAAGUGCUGAAGGGGGGACCUUUAGGCGAGAUGGUCCAGUGGGCUGACAUUCUGACUGCCCUCUAUGUUCUGGGACAGAACCUCAAGAUCUCUAUGUCGGUAAAGGAACUUCAAAGCUUCCUCGGCGUGCCCCCUGGCAGAGGUAGUUGUCCACUCACUGGCCCAUUGCCCUUUGACCUAAUCUACACAGACUACCAUGGCCUGCAGCAGAUGAAACAGCACUUGGGGCUCUCAUUAAAGAAACACAAAUGUCAUAUCAGAGUGAUUGACACCUUUGGGACUGAACCUGCUUACAAUCAUGAGGAGUAUGCAACUCUGCACGGCUACCGGACAAACUGGGGCUACUGGAAUCUCAACCCUAGGCAGUACAUGACCAUGUUCCCCCAUACACCAGACAACUCAUUCAUAGGUUUUGUUUCUGAGGAGUUUAACAAGACAGAGAAGAGAAACAUUCAGCAGAACAAAGUCAACAACAUGGCCGUAGUGUAUGGGAAGGAAGCCAGCAUGUGGAAGGGCAAAGAGAGUUUCAUGGAGAUUCUUCACAGGUACAUGGAAGUCCAUGGCACUGUUUACUAUGAGACCCAGAGACCUCCAGAGGUCCCAGCCUUUGUAAAAAACCAUGGUCUACUGCCCCAGCAUGAGCUGCAGCAACUGCUCCGCAAGGCCAAGCUCUUCAUUGGCUUCGGUUUCCCAUAUGAAGGCCCUGCUCCACUUGAAGCAAUAGCCAACGGUUGCAUUUUCCUGCAGCCCAGGUUCCAGCCACCACAUAGCUCACUGAAUAAUGAUUUUUUCAGAGGCAAGCCCACCACUAGAGAGGUUUUCUCCCAGCACCCAUAUGCAGAACGAUACAUAGGCAGACCACACGUCAUGACAGUGGACUACAACAACUCAUUUGAGUUUGAUUCUGCAAUAAAAGAAAUCAUGAGGACCAAGGUUGAGCCUUACCUGCCUUAUGAGUACACUUGUGAGGGGAUGCUGGAGAGAGUACAUGCCUAUGUACAGAACCAGGACUUCUGUGCGCCAGAGGAUCCAGUCAUCUUUACAAACCUUUCGAGAAUUGUAUAUGGUGGUGGCAGCAGGUUUAUAGAAACUCUGUUUGUCCCCUUGCCCAACUCCACAUCCCUCACCUGGGCAUCCAACGUGAGGGCUCCCACUGUCUGGCCCCCACUAAGCUCUCUAAGGCUGCUUGCAUCGGAAGAAGGCCAGUCUUGUGUUGAUGCCUGCAGAUUAGUAGGUUUAAUCUGUGAACCUGCCCACUUCCGCUUCAUCAACAACAAGGAUGCUCUGCAUGGGUUAGAGGUGCAGUGCAAGGUGGUAAACUCUGAGAUCAACCAUAUCCUUCCAGCCUUCUCGGUGGUGCAACAGGAGUGUAGCCUUCAGGAAGAACCCUUGCUUUAUAGCUGCGCAGGACACUCCCUUAAGUACAGACGUCUUUGUCCCUGCAGGGACUUCCGCGAUGGUCAAGUGGCACUGUGCAAGGACUGUCUAUGA